This is a messenger RNA of Apaloderma vittatum (bar-tailed trogon), 736 nucleotides long. It is a transcript of the gene HIKESHI, whose product is annotated as chromosome unknown open reading frame, human C11orf73. The transcript has 4 exons. Gene Ontology annotation, biological process: protein import into nucleus. The annotation marks the transcript as partial. Gene Ontology annotation, molecular function: Hsp70 protein binding; nuclear import signal receptor activity. NCBI's taxonomy places the organism in Eukaryota, Metazoa, Chordata, Aves, Trogoniformes, Trogonidae. Gene Ontology annotation, cellular component: cytosol; nucleus. The record is from RefSeq and is a predicted model, not a curated record.
GUACAAGCAGCUCCCCAACAAGUGGCUGAAGACAAAUUUGUAUUUGAUUUACCGGACUAUGAAAACAUCAACCAUGUAGUGGUCUUCAUGCUGGGAACUAUACCAUUUCCAGAAGGAAUGGGAGGAUCUGUCUAUUUUUGUUAUCCAGACCAGAGUGGAAUGGCAGUGUGGCAGCUGCUGGGGUUUGUCACUAAUGAGAAGCCAAGUGCCAUCUUCAAAAUUUCUGGUCUGAAAUCUGGGAAGGGAAGUCAACAUCCCUUCGGUGCCAUGAACCUCCCCCAGACGCCAACGGUGGCCCAGAUUGGGAUCUCAGUAGAGCUGCUGGAGAACCUGGCCCAGCAGACUCCUGUUGCAAGUGCUGCUGUGUCAUCGGUGGAUUCAUUCACAGAGUUUACUCAGAAGAUGUUGGAUAACUUCUAUAACUUUGCUUCCUCAUUUGCUGUUACUCAGGCACAGAUGACCCCAAAUCCUUCUGAAGCUUUCAUUCCUGCAAAUGUAGUUCUGAAAUGGUAUGAGAACUUCCAGAGACGUCUGACACAGAAUCCUCUCUUCUGGAAAACAUAAGCUUAAAUUAAGUCAUUUGAAAUGCUUUCUAAACAGUGCUACCUGAAAGAUGAAUCAGGUUACUCCACUGAAGAAUUCUGGGAAGGGAAAAAAACGAUUAGUCUAAAGAGACGAACUUGUAACUUUUAUAUUACUCUUGAAAAUUAUUUAAAAUUAAAAUAUGUGAUAACUA